AUGUCACUGUUUCUAACCUUUCUCCUUGUUUCAGGAUUAUGUUUAUCAUUUUCUACGUUCGGUAAUUCAAUUUCUAAUGGUGACAGAUUCUCUAAUGGCGGCCUUGUUGAAGCCUCCUGUCCAUUGGACUUUGAUGUUCUCAGAAGAUUAAUGAGCCAAGGCCCUUCAAGGCCUAUGUUUAUCGACAUGCCGACGCCAUGUCAAAGCAUUCUUCAAGCUAUCCGUUUGGUUCGUUCAGAGUAUCUCCGAAAUAAUGGUUACUUUCUUCCUCCUCCUGAAACUUCCGCGGCUUGUUGGGAAGCGUACAGAGACUUGGUUUCGGAGUUUCUUAAGGGUUUUGACAUCAAAACUGCUUGUGGGUACCAACCGGAAUGGAUUUCGGAGGCUUGCAUAAAUGUAACAUCUCUGGCACAGUUUGAAAGCCUGAUUCCUGAAUCUAAAUUGCUUGAGAUUAGACAUCAUUGUAACCAAUCUCUGGAGAACAGGUUUGCUUGUGGAUCAUGUAUCAGUAAGUUGUUGAGUCUCAGGGAAUUUUACCUUCAGGAUUCUGAAAGUGUGAAUGUCUCAGAUUGUUCAGGGUAUCCCUCUAUGUAUGCUGCUGGUAUUAUUAAUCAGUUUGGACCAACUGAUAGAGCAACCGCGAGUUGUUUGUUUUUUAUUCGGUUUUAUUCGGAACCAUCCAGGUUCAACCGGCGUAAGUUUGUCAUUUCUGGUGUUGUAUUAGGCUGUAUUAUUGGCAUCCUGGGGGCCUUAUCUGCAGUUUGGUUUAUUUGGAUUCGGACAAGGAGAUCGAAGGGGAAGAGGAAUAAUUCUCUUCACAGGGAGAACGACAUUUCUCCGAAUGAUGACACUAGUUUGGUCCUGGGGUCAGGUAGUAGAGGUACCAAUUUGGUGAAGUUCAAAAUUGAGGAAAUAAAAUCCGCCACAAUGAAUUUCUCCUGGAAGAACAUCAUUGGAAAAGGAGGAUAUGGGAAUGUUUACAAAGGGACAUUACCAGAUGGAACCGAAGUUGCAUUCAAAAGGUUCAAGAACUGUUCAGCAAUUGGUGAUGCAAACUUCAAACACGAGGUGGAAAUUAUAGCAAGUGUUAAGCAUGUAAAUCUUGUUACUUUGAGAGGCUAUUGCACUACAGCAAUUCCCAUGGGGGGUCACCAAAGAAUCAUUGUCUGUGAUCUCUUGCACAAUGGGAGCCUCUAUGACCAUCUUUUCGGAUCAGCAAUGAAGAAACUCAGCUGGCCUAUACGUCAGAAGAUCGCGCUAGGAACAGCUCGCGGAUUGGCCUAUCUACACUAUGGUGUGCAGCCUGCUAUAAUUCACAGAGAUAUAAAAUCCAGCAACAUACUUUUGGAUGAGACAUUCGAGCCAAAAGUUGCAGAUUUUGGCCUGGCCAAGAUCAAUCAUGAUGGAAUGACUCAUUUGACAACGAGAGUAGCCGGAACUCUCGGAUAUGUAUCUCCAGAGUAUGCAUUAUACGGAAAACUAACCACAAAAAGUGAUGUUUACAGUUACGGAGUAGUGUUGCUCGAACUUUUGAGUGGGAAAAAAGCAUGUGAAAUUAAAGAUGGAAAGACUCUGCUUUUGACAGAUUGGGCAUGGGGGCUAGUUAAAGAAGGUAGAACAAUGGAUGUUAUUGAAGACAACAUUCCUGAACUGGGGUUGCCUCAAAUUAUGGAACAAUAUGUCCUCACAGCCGUUCUUUGUGCUCAUCCAAUUUUACACGCCAGGCUAACAAUGGAGCAACUUGUCAAAAUAUUAGAAUCCAAUUUUUCAGUUUCUUCAGUUCUUAGAGCAUACGUUGAUUCUUCUUCUCCUUCUUCUAAUAGAGAACUCAUUAGUGUCAACUUUGUAUAG
Pistacia vera is the source of this 1851-nucleotide messenger RNA. Its product is annotated as probable LRR receptor-like serine/threonine-protein kinase RKF3. Gene Ontology annotation, biological process: protein phosphorylation. The transcript has a single exon. Gene Ontology annotation, molecular function: ATP binding; protein kinase activity. The record is from RefSeq and is a predicted model, not a curated record. Bases 1 to 1851 code for a protein of 616 amino acids. NCBI's taxonomy places the organism in Eukaryota, Viridiplantae, Streptophyta, Magnoliopsida, Sapindales, Anacardiaceae.